AUGGAGGCAGCGGACCGAGAAGCGUGGAAGACGUUCUCCGAGCGGAGGUCGCUGUGGUCUCGGGUCGCUGUGGGCAUAUGGCUCUGUGGAAUCGCGAGCAUGUGCGCCUGUUAUGCGUUGGAGCUGAGCGUGCUUGGCCAUGUCCUGCUGGCGCUGGUGGUGACGGCGCCUUUUACGACCUUGCAUAUUCCUUACCUCAUCUUCAACUUCGACAGGCGAUACAGGAAAUCUCGGUGCAUCGCCGCGGGAUUGAGCCCUGAUGUGUACAUGCUCCCGAACGUCCCAUACGUCCUGGUACCAGAGACCCCGGCCGCAUAUCGCACUUGGUACGUGACCACGCCUCAAAUUGCUACCCUCGCUCGGGGCAACUACGUUCGAGGCCGGGUGCAUCAGGACGCACUGCCGUCGAUCCUGGGGAAGUCCUGGUACCUGAAGAGCAUCCGCCCGAGCCCGAGGGAGGGGGUGCCUCCCUUCGUCGUCAAGAAAGUGUCAUCCCUCGCCUGGAGAGACAUGCCCUGCGGCGACAUCGUCAACGUGGUUCUCACCAACCGGCCUGUCCCGGGCGAAUCCCUCCGUUCCGCCGAAAACGGCUCAAGGCCGGGCCACGUCAUCCCCUCGGUGUCGUCGCGAGUGCAGGCAUCCCCCGAGUUCGACCCCCCGCCGAGUUACGAGGACGUCGUGAAGCUCUCGCUCCACGAGCCCGAACGGUGAAGAGACGAAUCGCCGUGGAUGCC
This is a messenger RNA of Darwinula stevensoni, 734 nucleotides long. Lineage: Eukaryota; Metazoa; Arthropoda; Ostracoda; Podocopida; Darwinulidae. The record is from the annotation of a GenBank genome assembly.